AUGGCCACGGACGGACAGUGCUCUUUCAAUGGUAGCACACCGGAAGAGGACUCUGAAAUCAACGCCGAGGCCGACGACGAUGCCUCUGAAGCUACCCGUCUAGUUCCGAGUUCCAGUCCUAUUUCGAGAGUCCUGAGAAGGUUGCCUCGUUUUCUGCACCGCUCGGCUCGCCAUGGCGGCGCCGUUGGCCGACACUUUUAUGACGUCUCUAGAUCUUCGGAUACUCGCAGCGUGAAGCGCAACUGCUUCUCUCAGGCCCUCGUCGACCUUGUGGUCACCCUCCGCGCCAUCCUGGGAUACUCAUGGCUCAAUGGCCUCCUGGUUUUCGUCCCCUUGGCCAUUGCCAGCUACUUGGCUCGAGCGAACCAUAUUCUGAUUUUCACGGCAAAUGUCAUCGCCGUGGUGCCGCUGUCGAGCUUGCUCACCUGCGCAACAGAGAAUAUCGCAAGAGAAUCCGGCGACGUCGUCGGCGCUCUGCUCAACGUGACGUUUGGGAACCUGGUCGAAAUCGUGAUCUUUGCCGCCCUCUAUCAUAAUCAAUACGAGGUGGUGCAGUUCUCUCUUUUAGGCUCGAUUCUGGUGAACCUCCUGCUCAUUUUGGGGAUAGCAAUAUUGGCUGGAAGCUUUUGUCACCAAGAGCAGUCUCACAGGAAAGAGGAUGCGCAAGCUCUUGCCUGCCUCCUCAGUGUGUCGGUCUUCAGCUUGCUGAUACCUGUAAGUUCUCAUGCAAGUGCUCUUGUUCACUCCUUCGACGAUUCAAAAUCCGCAGGAGCAGCGGUAUUAACCUUGAGUCGGGCGUCCUCACUGACCUUGUUGGCGAUAUAUCUACUCUAUAUUUUCCUGCAGAUCAAGAAGACCACUUUCAACAGACCCUCGAUCCGUGUUGUGGGCCCGGAUGGCAUGAAUGGCUCGGUGAGGAGCAGUGGUGACAUUCCUGCCUCCAACACAUUGCUAUUUUCACGCUCCAUUCGAUUCCAAGACGAGGAAGCAGCUAGAGGCGGUACGACGAAAUCGCCAACACGGAAAGAUAGCUUGGAGAUGUCGGCAUUGGACGACUUAGGACGGCCUCUGCUGGACUCUGACGAUGCCAACACCAAUCUCGACUUCGAAGGAAGUGACGAGGAUGAAGAUGCCCAGACACAGAGGCAGGCUUGGAAGACCUCUUCUGAUAAGAGAGGGAACCCAAGAAACUCCAUCUACCAAUUUCCUUCGCGAAGACAAAGAUCGGACUCGGGCACUUCGAGUCAGCGACAUAUAAGUCCUCUUGGUUCGCAGACCAUACGCACACACCGCUCGUCCUUUGCAGGUUCGACAUCCAGUCUGCCACGUUUGCUGCUGGGAAGCUCCGCCGCGAACGUUGACAGUCCUGGUGAUAUUGAGAGGCUUGAGGAUCCGCCCUUGGUUAUUGGGAAACUGGCUUCAGCUUACUCCUCGUUGUAUCCUCCGUGCUCGUGGCUUUCUGCGCUGACAUUCAUCGGACUUAUUAUACUCCCAAUUGCUGGCAACUGUGCGGAGCUCAUCACCGCGACCGCGGUUGCCACGAAAGGCAAAUUCGACCUCGCCAUCGGCGUCUCUGUUGGUUCAUCUGUCCAGAUCUCCCUGUUCGUGACUCCUCUAGUCGUCAUUGCCGGCUGGGCUCUGAACAGAGACAUGACCAUGUACUUUGGAAUUUUCGAGACCGUGGCACUUUUCGCAACCACCUUCUUGGUGAACGUGCUCAUUCUCUACGGCAAGUCCAACUUCUUGGAAGGAAGCUUGCUCUGUGCCUGCUACUUCAUAAUUGGAGUCGGAGCAUAUCUCUUUCCCACUCCGGAUCACCGGGCCCCCUACGACCGUCCUCCAGACUAA
Molecule: messenger RNA, 1848 nt
Organism: Fonsecaea multimorphosa CBS 102226
Lineage: Eukaryota; Fungi; Ascomycota; Eurotiomycetes; Chaetothyriales; Herpotrichiellaceae
Exons: 7
Coding region: 1-1848 (615 amino acids)
Biological process (GO): calcium ion transmembrane transport; intracellular calcium ion homeostasis
Cellular component (GO): fungal-type vacuole membrane
Molecular function (GO): calcium:proton antiporter activity
Source: RefSeq, a predicted model, not a curated record